Messenger RNA from Aspergillus calidoustus, 915 nucleotides. Lineage: Eukaryota; Fungi; Ascomycota; Eurotiomycetes; Eurotiales; Aspergillaceae. The record is from the annotation of a GenBank genome assembly.
AUGUUCAUCUUUCUCUCUACAUCCCCACAUUUCCAAGCAAAGACUGACGUGGUCUAUGUGCAGGGCCACGAAGGCUGCGGCGAAAUCGUCGGCAUCGGACCCGAAGUAACAGAUGCCCGGUUCGAAAUCGGAGGAAAAGUCGCCCUCCUCGCCGUCCCCGGCUGCGGCCUGGAUACAUGCUCCGAGUGCUCACGGGACCUCGCCCAGCUCUGUCCAAAUGGUAUGCACCACGGAAUCGGACAGGAUGGAUUUUAUGCCGAGUACGUGGCAAUCGAUGUUCGAGGCGCUGUGCCGCUGCCUGAUGGAGUCACUCCACAAGUCGGCGCAAUAGCAACCGACGCCGUAACAACCGCGUACCACGGAAUCGUCCGCCGCGCCCAAGUCCAGAAAGCCGAAACCGUCUUUCUCUUUGGACUGGGCGGGCUCGGCUUCAACGCCCUCCAAAUCGUCCACAGCCACAUUGGCGCGCGCGUCCUCGUCUCGGACCUGCGCCCUGAGAAACUCGACGCCGCACGGGCAUUGGGGGUCCCCGAAUGCGAUAUCGUGCCCCCGGGAGUCUCCAUCCCCGAGUUUAUUGCGGAGAAAGGGAUCGAGAUUGACACCGUGCUUGAAUUCGUCGGUGCGGCGCAGACGUUUGCCGAUGCGCAGCGGAUCGUCCGGCCUGGGGGGAAGAUAUUGUGUAUUGGGACUGGGGAGCGGGUGAAUAAGUUGGAUAUGAAGAAUGGGAUCCGGAAGAGGUUGAGUUUUGUGUUUUCGUAUGGGGGGCAGUAUAAGGAUCUCGAGGAGGUUCUUGGGCUUAUUGCUCGCGGGGUUAUUGAGCCGAGAGUUAAGACGGGGAAAUUGGUUGAUUUUCCAAGAUACUUGAGGGAGCUUGGGGAGGGAGUCGUUGAGGACAGGGUUGCGCUUGUUCCUUAG